AUUAUUAUUGGUGAAACAAAUAAAAAAUGGACCAAUCCUAAGUUUAGUAUACUAGACUAAGCUCAUGCGCAGAACGACAACGAGUAAUGUAGAAAUUUAGUCGAAUACGCCAUGCUGAAUCGGAUUGUAAGUCCUUAACAUCAUUUUAACAUAAUGUCUGUAGCUGAAUUUCUGAAAGGACUACCUUCGCACGACGAAAACAAUUUUGCAAAUUUUCACACUGACAGUAAUAAUCGAACAUGUGUCAAAAGACCCUCUGUUUAUUUGCCAACUAAGGAUUAUCCUUCAGAACAAGUUAUAGUUACCGAAAAAACUACCAUUCUCUUGAGGUAUUUACACCAACAAUGGGAUAAAAAGAACGCAGGAAGAAAACGAGAACUUUUAUCAGUUAACGCUGAUCUACAAGAAGAUGGAACAAACAAUCGUUGUAAAAGACCCCGGGUUGAUCUCAAUAAUUCUCUUUAAGUUUUACCCCCGUAAGAAAGUAAUUAUAACUAAUUAUGCGAAGAGAUCAAUGACUUGAAAUAUUACUGAACACACAAAUUUAUUAAAAAUUAUUAUUUUAAUUUUAGAAAAUAAUGUUCACUAAAAUUACGGUAAAUUAUCAUGUUUCUUCCGUAUCACGAUUGUUUGUCUAUUAAUUAUUAAUAUCAGGAUCGAUUAUUCUUUUUAAAUUAACAAGUAUAUUUUUCUGACAACCAAUGACAGUGAUCAAUUUUAAUGAUGAGAUUUGUGAAACAAGACGAUACUGACAAACAUUUUGUUUUAAAAAAAUCACAUCACAAUUAACUGAACUUAAACUUUAUAGCAUUUAUUGCAAUAUUUUUUAUUAUUUGUUUGUAAUUUAAUAUUAAGGAAUAUAUUCCAAUCAUGGAAUUAUUUGCCAUUUGAAUUUUGCGAAAUUAUCAAGUGGUUAUGUUAAAGAAUUGUGCGACAUAAUUUUACAAUAACUUUUAUCAUGAAAACAAUAAUGUUUUAUAAUUUUAUUUAAGUAUAAUGUCUGAUUGAAGUUAAAUAUUAUUGUAAAUUAUGUAACAUCUAUAUUUAUAAAAUCAGUUCAUAAAUUUUUGAAAUCCUUAAA
Messenger RNA from Leptopilina boulardi, 1081 nucleotides. Its product is annotated as DET1- and DDB1-associated protein 1. Gene Ontology annotation, biological process: positive regulation of proteasomal ubiquitin-dependent protein catabolic process. The transcript has 4 exons. Gene Ontology annotation, cellular component: Cul4-RING E3 ubiquitin ligase complex. The coding region runs from base 154 to 465 and encodes 103 amino acids. The record is from RefSeq and is a predicted model, not a curated record. NCBI's taxonomy places the organism in Eukaryota, Metazoa, Arthropoda, Insecta, Hymenoptera, Figitidae.